Messenger RNA from Hyposmocoma kahamanoa, 882 nucleotides. RefSeq lists its product as uncharacterized. Bases 87 to 854 code for a protein of 255 amino acids. The transcript has a single exon. NCBI's taxonomy places the organism in Eukaryota, Metazoa, Arthropoda, Insecta, Lepidoptera, Cosmopterigidae. The record is from RefSeq and is a predicted model, not a curated record.
UGUAUUUUCUUCACAUUGCGACAGACGCCGGCGUCAAGGUUGGACUGCGGACACGUCCAGUUUGAAGGAGUACCGCGGAUUACAAAAUGGAGCACCGCGGAUUACUCCUCUUGUGCUUGAGUGCAUGCCUCGUCUCGGCUUCGGGAGACACCUUCGGAGCUGGUCUGAAGCUUUUAAGAAGGAUGUACGACAAUUGCGAACGAUCAGAGCAAAUUGUCAAAUGUUUCAAAAUUCAGGCGGCGAAGUUGGCCGACCGUGCAUCUAGGAUGGAAUCUUUACCUAUCAUAGAUGGAAUAUCCCUAAUCAAAAGAGAAGACUCAGGAAGGGCAUUCCCGUCUGCAUUGCCCGAAGGAGACUUGAAUUCCCUGCCGGCGGAGCAAGUGGACAAACUCCUGAACGUAGCUACUUCAAAAUUGAUGCAGACACAUCGCGUAGUGAUCUCACCGACGAGUGUAGGAGCUGAUGUAGGGCGCUCUUUAAAUGAAGGCAGGAGUAAAUUGAAGAAGAUGAUUGGCCCGAUUAUUGCUGGUGUUCUUCUGAAGGGUGGUUUCCUAGCUAUGGCAUUCCAGGCUAUUGCUAUCAUCGCUGGCAAGGCUCUGCUUAUCGGUAAGAUUGCUCUGUUACUCUCUGCUAUCAUUGGUCUUAAAAAGUUGGUGACUGGAGGCGAAGCUCACGAGAAGACUACGUACGAGAUUGUGAAGCAUCCUCAGGUUUCCCAAAGUCACACUUUCUCGUCAGCACAUUAUGGAAGUGACUUCGACACUACUGGUCCUGGAGGUCAUUAUAGAAGGAGCGUGGAAGACGAGGCCGCAGCACAAGACAGGGCUUACAGAGCAUACGCCCAAAAGCAGUAAGAAACAAUCUAUAGAACCCUUACGACUC